Mya arenaria is the source of this 2498-nucleotide messenger RNA. RefSeq lists its product as uncharacterized. The transcript has 2 exons. Bases 392 to 1729 code for a protein of 445 amino acids. Lineage: Eukaryota; Metazoa; Mollusca; Bivalvia; Myida; Myidae. The record is from RefSeq and is a predicted model, not a curated record.
UUAAUAAUACUAGUGUUUGUAGGUAAACUGUUUAAACAUAUUACAGUUACCGAUCAUUAAGAUGUGAUUUUUGCAUAUUUUUUUAAAUAAACGAUAUUAACUGCUCCAUUUUACUGUUUUUGUUGGAUUAUAACUAUUUAUUUUUGUCAACAAAAUGAUAACAACGCUGAUAACGUUUUUUUUAAUGAGACCUCCUAAAGGCAACAAGUGUAAACAAAGCAGUUAACUGAUAUCGUUGACUUACAUGUUCAUGUGUUGGAAUGCAAGCAUAUUAUAAGCUGAUAGUUUAAAUUCGGAAACAUGUGUUUUAUACGAGUGAUGUGAAAUAUAUAAGUACCCGCUGUUUGUAUAAUUUUUUGCGGAUUAAAUACCUUUUCAGACAGGAACUAAAAUGGCCACAGCUGAUUUCCCAAAUGAAGAAAUAAAAAUCGUAAUAAAUGAGGAUCUUAUAACAUGUCAAAUUUGCAUGGAACGUUUUGAAAGCCCUAGAAUGUUGCCAUGUCAACAUACCUUUUGCAAAACAUGCAUUGAAGCAGUAAUCAAGAAACGCUGCUUCGGGGAACACGAAUGUAAUGUAUUUGACUGUCCAGUUUGUCGGUUACAAUGCAAGACUGGAAACGGACGAACAGAUAUGAAUGUUAUCAUGAACGAUUUUCCUGCAAAUAGACUUAUGAAUGAAUUGCUUGAAGGGAUUGAAACAUAUGCGAAUUAUGCAAACACAGAGGCAUUUAAUAGCAACAUUGACGAGGAAUGUCCCCAAAACGCUUCGAAGAAAGUCCAGUUAUACUUGUGGAGUUGUCAUUGUUUUCUGGAGGUCUUUAGGCAGUAUAUGCAUGCAUGUUUUCGGCUACGAUGGAUAAAAGGCCAACAUCUAGCAUUACACGACGCGUUCAUUAACCGAAAACUUGCAUCUAUGUUCAGUGAUAUUGUGCUAACACUAUUCUACAAGGACAAUGAUGAUUGUAUUUUACACCAGGGUAUUAUUGCUACUGCUCUUGAAGUGUCUGUCCCAAGAAAUCUGAAUCUCGACGACAGAAUUCAGGCAAUAGAAACUAUUCAGACAAAUACUGAAUUGAUGGCAUAUUAUUUUGAUAAGGAUCUUAUCGAUAAAUCGUUUGUGAAAGAAAUUGCAAAAUCAGACUGGGUUAAAAUGAUUCAUUACAAAGAUCAGUGUCAACAGACAAAUGCAGGAAAGCUUGACUUGAUGUUCAUCGCAUUUCGUUCACUUGGAUUUAGCAACGUGUUUUCAAUAUCUACUCUGGCUAUGUUUAUGAUCUCGAAAGUAAAAUGUUUGCCUAGACUUUGUGUGUUAACAACACGAUUUACACAGUUUCAAAUAAAACUUCUUGCGACUUUAAGAGUGUUUGGAAUCAUCUUUUUAACUCACAUAUGUGGCUGUUUAGGAUGGCGGAUGAUUUCUUACAUAGUUGUUAUAAUGUUUACAGUUUACCUGGUGAUGUGGAUUCGUCCUCGUAAUUCACGGCAGUGUAUUCACUUUCAAGUGCUUGAAAUUUCAUCAGGCGAGAUAAAAAUAAUCCCACCUAUAAGUUUAGAUGAAUUUUCUCUAGUUGGUAAAAUUACACAUUCAAUAAUUUAUGUUGAAAACUUGUGUCGCUGCGUAUUCAUUUGUAUUGCACUAUUUAAACUUAUUUCUUCCUUCGCAUAUUUACCGAUUGUUUGGAUAGUAGUUUACGACAUUGUAUUAGAAAUCACACAAGCGGUUAUAUAGGUAUACCUGAAAUAUUAUGAUCUUGACGUAAGCUGUAUUAUGUGUAUUUGUGUACUCUCGCAUAACAUCCGACGAUUGUAAUAGGGUUAUCAGUACUGAGUUUGGAUCCAGGAGGUUGUAUUCGAUUCAAGUAGAUUUUGUACAUUCGGAUUUCACAAGAUGCUAGCCGGGUAAAAUCAAACACUGUAAAAUUCGAGUCGAAUACGGUUAUCUGGAUCAAUACCUAGCACUUAUGUCAGUAUUAAUUUUAUUUGAUUGUGUUAAUCACAUAUAAGACAUGUUAUAACUUUAUAAUUAUUAUUUAAUUGGCGUUCAUUUGACGUUAGCUGAUAAUAUAUGUAUAUUUCGAAGACAUAUGAUGCGUAAAAAAUAAAAUAAAGAUAAGAUUAAAAAAUGUUACCAUUUUAAAGCAGCAUUCUGUGUGCUGUUCGGAUAAGUUGUUUAUAUUCUUAUAUAAAGAAAUGAAUCUCAAAUCAAUUCCCUAUUUAAUGCUUAGAAAAUUCAUAAAAUUUCAGGAACAUUCUACGAUAAUUUAGUGCAAAUCGCUCGAGAACCUUUUCACAUAUAACCUUUUCACAUAUAAACGCCCUUGAACUUGUCUUUGUCAAAAAGUUUUCAACUAAUCUAGGUUUCGAAGCUCUAUAUGUUUCUAGGUCACAUCAUUGUUGUACUCUUUUUGCACAGUGCAUAUGGUUAAUACAAUAUCAACAUAUUGAUUGCAACAUUAUUAUAACGAAUUACUAUAAUCAAAACAUAGUGUUUUGCCUUA